AUGAAGAGCCCCAGUGUAUACUGUAUUUUUAAUAUUUCAGGUCGGAUAGGUGGUUGUGCUAAAGGCAAAGGUGGCUCAAUGCACAUGUAUGCCAAAAACUUCUAUGGUGGUAAUGGUAUUGUUGGUGCCCAGGUUCCUUUGGGAGCUGGUAUUGCUUUGGCAUGUAAAUACUUCGGGAAAGAUGAGAUUUGUGUGACAUUGUACGGUGAUGGUGCUGCAAAUCAGGGUCAAAUAUUUGAAACGUUUAAUAUGGCAGCCUUGUGGAAGCUGCCAUGUAUUUUUAUCUGUGAGAACAAUAGAUAUGGAAUGGGUACUUCUGUAGAGAGAGCUGCAGCCAGCACAGAUUAUUACAAAAGAGGAGACUUUAUUCCAGGUCUUAGGGUUGAUGGCAUGGAUGUUCUUGCUGUAAGAGAAGCUACAAAAUUUGCUGCCGACCACUGCCGAGGAGGAAAAGGCCCUAUUGUGAUGGAGCUACAAACAUAUCGUUAUCAUGGGCACAGUAUGAGUGACCCUGGAAUCAGUUACCGAACAAGAGAAGAAAUUCAAGAAGUAAGAAGCAAAAGUGAUCCUAUUACUCUCUUAAAGGACAGAAUGGUGAACAACAACUUAGCUAGUGUGGAGGAGCUCAAGGAGAUUGAUGUGGAAGUAAGAAAACAGAUUGAGGAUGCAGCACAGUUCGCCACCACUGAUCCAGAACCACCUCUGGAAGAAUUAGGCAAUUAUAUCUAUACUAAAGAGCCACCCUUUGAAGUGCGUGGUCCAAAUCAGUGGAUUAGGUACAAAUCUGUCGGCUAAGAAUUCUGAUUCAGCAACUAGUUAAACUGAUAGCAUAUUGGAGUUUAACUGUUACAUCUGUUCUAAGUGAUAAAAGCCAGAUAAGAUAAAUCAUAAAAUAAAUUUUAGGGAGGGGGGGGGAAAUGAGAAAUAAGGAAUUUUGAAAGAAAGUUGUGCAAGAAGUAAAUUAAACAAAGUUUAUUAAACUUCUGUUUGUUCUGUGUUGCUGUAUGAUGAAAAUUAGUUCAAAAUGGCAUUAUUAUUUACAUUAAUAAAAAAGUUUCAUCAAGA
Molecule: messenger RNA, 1065 nt
Organism: Thamnophis sirtalis
Lineage: Eukaryota; Metazoa; Chordata; Lepidosauria; Squamata; Natricidae
Source: RefSeq, a predicted model, not a curated record